CCGCACGUCGCAGGGAUGGCGGGCGGGGCGGACUGCAUUUCCCAGCGUGCCGCGCGGGGCCCGGACUUCCUCCCGCGCCACCAAUCAGGAGCGCCCAGGUGUCGCGGGCGGGGCGGGGGCGGAGGCGGCGAGAAGAUGGCGGCCAAGAGCGGCCGGAACGGGCUCCUGGACAAGUGGAAGAUUGAUGACAAGCCAGUAAAAAUUGACAAAUGGGAUGGUUCAGCUGUGAAAAAUUCCUUGGACGACUCUGCCAAAAAGGUGCUCCUGGAGAAGUACAAAUACGUGGAAAACUUCCGUCUGAUCGACGGCCGCCUCAUCAUCUGCACAAUCUCUUGUCUCUUCGCCAUCGUCGCUUUGAUUUGGGAUUACCUGCACCCUUUUCCUGAGUCCAAACCGGUUCUUGCCUUCUGUGUUGUCUCGUAUUUUGUGAUGAUGGGAAUCCUGACCAUUUAUACCUCGUACAAAGAGAAGAGCAUUUUCCUGGUGGCUCACAGGAAGGACCCGGCCGGGAUGGAUCCCGACGACGUCUGGCAGCUCUCCUCCAGCCUCAAACGGUUCGAUGACAAGUACACCCUGAAGCUGACCUUCAUCAGCGGGAAAACCAAGCAGCAGAGGGAAGCCGAGUUCACCAAAUCCAUCGCCAAGUUCUUCGAUAACAACGGCACGUUAGUCAUGGAGGCCUACGAGCCAGAGGUGUCCAAGCUGCACGACAGCCUGGCCCUGGAGAGGAAAACAAAAUGAUUUCAGAGCCCACCCGCCUCCCGGCAGCCUGCUAAAUUAACACCAAUAAAGUCAAAUGGCAAAGAAAGUGAA
Messenger RNA from Vidua macroura (Pin-tailed whydah), 813 nucleotides. It is a transcript of the gene SPCS2, whose product is annotated as signal peptidase complex subunit 2. The record is from RefSeq and is a predicted model, not a curated record. Gene Ontology annotation, biological process: protein targeting to ER. Bases 16 to 741 code for a protein of 241 amino acids. The transcript is spliced from 5 exons. Lineage: Eukaryota; Metazoa; Chordata; Aves; Passeriformes; Viduidae. Gene Ontology annotation, cellular component: membrane; signal peptidase complex.